Paramecium pentaurelia is the source of this 457-nucleotide messenger RNA. NCBI's taxonomy places the organism in Eukaryota, Ciliophora, Oligohymenophorea, Peniculida, Parameciidae. The record is from the annotation of a GenBank genome assembly.
AUGUAUUGGAAUAUCUAUCAAAUAGGGUAAUAGAAUCUUUUAAACUAUUAUAAUUAUCAUAUGUUAAAAUAAGAUCCAUAAUAAUAAAUGUCUUUAUCAAUUAACAGUUUGAAAUAGUAAGACAAAGGUAUAUUAGUUGAUUUGCCAACAAUAACAGGAGUUAUAAAUCUAAAGAUUAUAUAAAUCAAAUGAUAUCAGCUAAAUGAUUUGAGUUGGAAAGACUAGCAAUACAAGAUAAGGUGGAGAUAAACUAGUUUGUGAUAGUGGUUUAACACCGCUUACUUAUGAUAUUAGAAAGGAUUUUCAUCGUAAACAGCUUUAAAUAGAUUAUGGAGAAAUUCAAAGAAUGAUGAAAGAUUUACAUUCUAUUCAAUCAGAGUUCAUGAAUUAACCAGAAGAAGAAGAAAAUGGAUCAGAUGAUGGAAAUAAAGGAAAAAAAAGAUACAAUAAGUUUUGA